Molecule: messenger RNA, 2293 nt
Organism: Capsella rubella
Lineage: Eukaryota; Viridiplantae; Streptophyta; Magnoliopsida; Brassicales; Brassicaceae
Product: monosaccharide-sensing protein 3
Exons: 5
Coding region: 1-2214 (737 amino acids)
Biological process (GO): transmembrane transport
Cellular component (GO): membrane
Molecular function (GO): myo-inositol:proton symporter activity
Source: RefSeq, a predicted model, not a curated record
AUGAGGAGUGUAGUGCUUGUUGCUUUAGCCGCUGCAAUAGGGAAUAUGUUGCAGGGCUGGGACAAUGCUACCAUUGCAGGAGCUGUAAUUUACAUAAAGAAAGAAUUUCAUUUGGAGAAAGAACCAAAGAUAGAAGGACUGAUCGUAGCAAUGUCUCUCAUUGGAGCCACUCUGAUCACAACUUUCUCUGGCCCUGUCUCUGACAAAGUAGGACGGCGUUCCAUGCUUAUACUCUCGUCUCUUCUCUAUUUUCUGAGUAGCAUCGUUAUGUUUUGGUCUCCCAAUGUCUAUGUCCUCCUUUUCGCAAGGCUUCUUGAUGGCUUUGGGAUCGGUCUAGCUGUCACUCUUGUCCCAAUCUACAUCUCUGAGACCGCACCUUCUGAGAUCAGAGGAUUACUCAACACUUUCCCACAAUUCUGUGGGUCUGGUGGGAUGUUUUUGUCGUAUUGUCUUGUCUUUGGGAUGUCCCUUCAAGAAUCUCCCAGCUGGAGGCUCAUGCUCGGGGUUCUGUCAAUUCCAUCCAUUGCCUACUUUGUACUUGCGGCUUUCUUCUUACCUGAAUCUCCAAGGUGGCUCGUCAGCAAAGGGCGGAUGGAUGAAGCUAGACAGGUUUUGCAGAGACUCCGUGGCAGAGAAGAUGUUUCAGGCGAGCUUGCUCUGCUGGUUGAAGGGCUUGGUGUAGGAAAAGACACGUCGAUAGAAGAAUAUGUGAUUGGACCGGACAACGAGGAUAGCGAGAGUGGACAUGAACUGCCGAGAAAAGAUCAGAUAAAACUAUACGGUCCAGAGGAUGGACAGUCAUGGAUGGCUAAGCCAGUGAAAGGACAGAGUUCUCUUGCAUUGGCGUCCCAACACGGCAGCAUGUUACAGCGUGGUGGAUCCCUCAUGGACCCACUUGUCACUCUCUUUGGUAGCAUUCAUGAAAAACUCCCUUCUGAGAACAUGAGCACGUCAACUCGCAGCAUGGUCUUCCCCAAUAUGGGAAGUAUAGUGGGGAUGACGGGAAGGCAGGAGUCCCAGUGGGAUCCAGAGAGAAACAAUGAAGAUAGCUCUGACCAAGAUGAAAGCUUAAAUAGUCCUCUGCUUUCUCCGCCAACCACUGAGCCGGAUGACUCCAACCAGCGGACCAUUGGGACCAUGCAGAGGCGACAGAGCAGCUUGUUUAUGGCAAACGUGGGUGAGACAGCGACAGCUACAAGCAUAGGCGGAGGAUGGCAAUUGGCUUGGAAGUAUAAUGACAAGGUUGGUGCAGAUGGUAAGAGAGUCAACGGAGGGCUACAGAGAAUGUAUAUACACGAAGAAACUGCCAACAACAACGCCAACAACAAUCCUUUCUCGCGACGUGGAUCGCUUCUCUCCUUCCACCCAGAAGCUGAUGUUCCUGAUCAGGAGAAUGGAUAUGUUCAGGCUGCUGCACUUGUUAGCCAAGCUUCGAUGAUGCCUGGAGGUAAAGGAGAGAUUGCAAUGUUGCCACAGGAGGUUAAGGAUGGUCCAGGUUGGAGGGAGCUGAAGGAACCAGGGAUAAAGAGAGCUUUGAUAGUUGGAGUUGGGCUUCAGAUACUGCAACAGUUUGCAGGAAUAAAUGGAGUAAUGUAUUAUACACCUCAAAUAUUAGAAGAAACAGGUGUGUCAAGUCUUUUGACAAACCUUGGAAUAGGUGCAGAGUCUGCAUCGCUCCUCAUUAGCGCCUUAACCACACUCUUGAUGCUUCCCUGCAUUAUUGUUUCCAUGAGGUUAAUGGAUGUAACCGGAAGAAGGUCUCUGUUGCUUUCCACUAUUCCCAUUUUAAUACUGUCGCUGGUAACACUGGUGGUAGGAAGCUUGGUGAAGCUUGGAGGUACAACAAAUGCAUUGAUAUCGACAGCCAGCGUUACGGUGUACCUAAGCUGUUUCGUGAUGGGUUUUGGGGCCAUCCCAAACAUCUUAUGCUCAGAGAUCUUCCCUACCUCUGUGCGCGGUCUCUGCAUCACCAUCUGUGCCCUCACUUUCUGGAUCUGUGAUAUAAUCGUCACUUACACUCUCCCUGUCAUGCUCAAAUCCCUUGGCCUGGCGGGAGUCUUCGGCAUUUAUGCAAUCGUCUGUGCUGUCGCAUGGGUUUUUGUGUACCUCAAGGUACCGGAGACAAAGGGGAUGCCCCUUGAAGUUAUCUCCGAGUUCUUCUCUGUUGGUGCAAAACAGCAAGACGCUGCUGCUUCGUUUCUCUCUGAUGGAUGACUUUCUUUUCUCUGUUGCCUUUUUCAACGUUCCUGCUGUAUUUGAUGAACACAUUAAUAAGAACAGAUCCAUACCACUA